Messenger RNA from Schistocerca gregaria, 1766 nucleotides. Its product is annotated as facilitated trehalose transporter Tret1-like. The record is from RefSeq and is a predicted model, not a curated record. Gene Ontology annotation, biological process: transmembrane transport. Gene Ontology annotation, cellular component: membrane. The coding region runs from base 81 to 1481 and encodes 466 amino acids. Gene Ontology annotation, molecular function: transmembrane transporter activity. Lineage: Eukaryota; Metazoa; Arthropoda; Insecta; Orthoptera; Acrididae. The transcript is spliced from 6 exons.
CUUCAACGCCUCGUUUGGUCAAGACAUUUCCAGUUGAUUGGCUGUAUCACCGGUUCCACUGAGCACAUUCCUGCUGUAAGAUGCGGAUACCGUUCGUCACCACAAACCUGCAGUAUCUCGCUGCCUUCUGGGCGGCGCUGACGUACCUGAUGAGUGGCAUGAUCUCUGGCUGGGUGUCGCCCAUCCUGCCGCGCCUCCAGGAGCCGGGGUCGUGGCUGCCACUGACGGCAGACGAGGCCUCCUGGAUCGUCUCCAGCAUGACCAUCUCGUGUGUGCUGCCCAUCAUAGGUGUGCCAAUUAUCGUCGACAUCGUCGGCCGCAAGGUGCUGUUCAUCGCAUCUGGAUUGCCAGUGUUUGCUGCCUGGCUCAUGGUGCUGUUCGCUGACUCGGCGGCCAUGCUGAUAGCAUCGCGGCUGGUGGCUGGUCUGGGCAUUGGGGCCAGCAUCUGCCUGUUACCGAUGUACGUGGGGGAGGUGGCCGAGGCCAAAGUGCGGGGUAUGCUGGGCACCGUCUUCCAGUUCGCCAUGAGUGCGGGCGGGCUCAUCUCCUACUGCAUGGGGCCCUACAUGUCCUACUCAGCCGUGGCCAUCGUGUCCGCCGCCGUGCCCGUGGUCUUCAUGGUGGGCUUCCUCUGGAUGCCCGAGUCGCCCUACUUCUUGGCUCUGCGUGGCAGGGAUAAGGAUGCAGAAGGAGCCUUGAGGCGGUUGCGAGGUGCCGUGACUGAGGAAGCCAUCCAGGAGGAGCUCGACAUUAUUCACAAGUACGUCAAGGAGCAACGAGAGGCCAGGCAAUCGCGGCUGGAGCUGCUGGGUCAGCUGGUGCGGAGACGUGGAAACCGGCGGGCACUGGUGUUGUGCGUUGUGCUGAUCGUGACACAGGUGUUCACGGGGCUGGCUGUGCUCUUGAGCUACACCACUGACAUCUUCCGGCAGUCAGGUGUGGCGCUGGAUGCAGAUGUGUGCGCCAUCAUCGUGGCAGCAGUGCAGACAGAGACCAGCGUUGCCACAUCGCUGCUGGCAGACCGUGCUGGCCGGCGGCCACUGCUGCUGCUCUCGUUCGCCGGCUGUGGCGUCACCAUGGCUAUGCUUGGUACCAUCUUCUACCUCAAGGACGUGGUGCACACAGACCUCACAGCUGUGCAGUGGCUGCCACUCGCCGCCAUGGUCGUUUUCCUCGUGUUCAACAUCCUGGGGAUCGGCCCGCUGCCGUGGGCCGUCGUGGGCGAGGUGUUCGCGUCGGACGUGAAGGGCGUGGCUACAUCGGUCGUGGCGGUGGUGCAGUCCGUCCUUUUCACGGCGCUCAGCAAGCUCUUCCAGGUGAUCAGCGACGCCACGGGCGUCUACGCCGUCUUCUUCCUCUUCAUGGCCAGCGCCGUCGUCGGCCUCGUCUUCACCUUCUUCUUCCUGCCUGAGACCAGGGGCCGCACCUUCAUCGAAAUCACGCGGCACUUCGAGGGCGGAGAAGACGAAGAAACAAAGUAGCCAUUUUUCUGACUCUGGCUGAAACAAAGAACUCAAAUUCGUCCGAGUGGGACUAAAAUUCAUUUGGAAAUUUAAAUUACCCACAAUUCAUUGAAUUAACAUUUCAGCCAUAGGCAGAGAAACAUCUGGUAGUGUCUCUGCAUCGAUGCAAAGAGUACGUCAGUUGCUUGUGUAGUCAGCCAUGUGACUGGUUUGAUGGGGGGCAGACGCAGUAUUCUCUCCAUCGCUAAUCUCUUUGUCUCAGAGUAGCAUCUCUGCCAGACGUCUUGAAUUAUACGGGGUGUU